AUGCGCUUUGAAACGCAAUUUGUAUGUACUCUGCCCCGAUUUCAUUGCGAAGCUUACAUAAUGACUAGUAGGCAUUCGUUCGCCGCCUCAAAAACAUGCCCAAAUUGAGAUAUUUACGGCUGAUGCCAGGCUACCUUGGUCGGUUUCUACCACCUGAUGCAUGCCGUUGGCCAAAUAUCACGAGUUCCAAACAUCUCGCAUACUGCUACGUCAAGUUCUUGAAGAACGUUUGUCCCUCGCUUCAAUAUAUUAAAAUUGGCGAGUAUACGUGGCAAAUUGUUCCGAAAUGGUGUCAAGAAAGGUCAUUGUGGGAUGGCCUCGAUUACAUUUUCAUUCCACAUGGCGAGGAUACCAAUAUGGAUAUUCUGUCCUAUGAUUCGUGGGCAGAGAACUCUGGCUUGAUAGGGGCUGACCGUUUUGUUAAUGUGCAGGGUGAUGAGGGAAUGAAGGAGGUGGAAGACACUAUUGUCGAUGACGAUGAAGACGUCAGUGAAACCGAUCCUGAAUUUGAUUCCGAAUUGGACUUCGACAAUGAUGAGCUUGUGUAUUAUUUUGGACUUAGCGGAGAAUCAGAUGAAGGAGACUGGACGGAUGAACCCGCUUCUGAGACUGAUUAA
Hymenoscyphus albidus is the source of this 617-nucleotide messenger RNA. Lineage: Eukaryota; Fungi; Ascomycota; Leotiomycetes; Helotiales; Helotiaceae. The record is from the annotation of a GenBank genome assembly.